This is a messenger RNA of Ziziphus jujuba (common jujube), 817 nucleotides long. RefSeq lists its product as uncharacterized. Bases 115 to 696 code for a protein of 193 amino acids. The transcript has 4 exons. Gene Ontology annotation, molecular function: RNA polymerase II CTD heptapeptide repeat phosphatase activity. Gene Ontology annotation, cellular component: mRNA cleavage and polyadenylation specificity factor complex; nucleus. Gene Ontology annotation, biological process: termination of RNA polymerase II transcription. Lineage: Eukaryota; Viridiplantae; Streptophyta; Magnoliopsida; Rosales; Rhamnaceae. The record is from RefSeq and is a predicted model, not a curated record.
CUGGUUUUCAGGAAAAAAAAAAAAAAAAAAAAAAAACCCUUUUUUGAUUAAAACCCUGGUAAAAGCGUUUUUCGUUUUUGUCUUUUUUGGGGUUUUUGAAUUUUGAAGAAAGCAAUGAAGUUCAGGUAUGCAAUGGUGUGUUCGUCGAACCAGAAUCGAAGCAUGGAAGCUCACUCUUUGCUGAAGAGACAGGGCUUCGAAGUGUGUUCCUAUGGUACCGGCUCUCACGUCAAGCUUCCCGGACCUUCCCUUCGGGAACCCAAUAUCUAUGAUUUCGGUACUCCUUACAAACAGAUGUUCGACGAUCUCCGCCGCAAAGACCCCGAGCUUUACAAACGAAAUGGCAUUUUGCCUAUGCUUAAGAGAAACUCUGGUGUGAAACUGGCUCCUCAGCGGUGGCAAGAUAACGCUGUUGAUGGCUUUUUUGACAUCGUGUUUACAUUUGAGGAAAAGGUUUUUGAUAUGGUAAUUGAAGAUCUUCACAAUCGUGAUCAUAUUCUGAUGAAAAGUGUGCUGAUUAUCAAUUUGGAGGUAAAAGACAACCACGAGGAGGCAGCAGUUGGAGCUCGUCUGGCUUUAGAUCUUUGCCUAGAGAUUGAAGCAGCUGACUCAUGGGAGGAAUCCAUCGAUGACAUUCUGACCGCUUUUGAGAAACAGAACCGGCGGAAGUUGUUGUAUAGCAUCUCCUUUUAUUAAAAUUGUAUAACAUUUCUUGCUGAUAAUGUACGCGUUUAGACCUUCAUUUGUUCAUUUUAUAAGAUUGUUGUACGAAUUUCCAUUUUCAGUAUAAAGGUUAUAUAUUCAGUUUUGGAUGCAA